Molecule: messenger RNA, 2208 nt
Organism: Cuscuta campestris
Lineage: Eukaryota; Viridiplantae; Streptophyta; Magnoliopsida; Solanales; Convolvulaceae
Source: the annotation of a GenBank genome assembly
AGUAAUAAGAAGCCCAAAAAAGAAACACAGUCCAAUCCCAGCCGCAAACUGGAACGCGCGGAAACCGUAGGGCGAAGACGGGAGGAAGGCGACUCGCCGCAUCUUCACCGCUGCCGGCUGCCAUCCUGACGGCCACGCCGCCCAUCGCUCCCGCAUUCACUUCAGUCUUCCGAUGGUGAAUUCAGCUGCAAGUGAAUUCGGCUGUGAUGGAGUUCGUGAACUGGUGGAACAUCUGGAGGGAAAAGAAAAUACGGGUUUAAUGAGCUGUUCCGAAGCUGAAAAUAGCGGGGAGGUGAUUUGUUACAAGGGAGCAGAAAUGGGUAGUGGUGAGGAAGUUAAAGUUAAGGAGGAGGUAGUGGCUUGUAGUGAAUAUGUGACGGUGGGAGAGUUGGGUUGUUUGAUUGAGAAGGAGAUGGAAAAUGUUAAUUUAAACGGUGCAUUUUCUGUGAAGGAGGAAGCUCAAGUUAUGAAUAGCGAGGACAUUGAUGGUGUAAAGAGUAGUGCGGGCGAUCAUUAUGCAAAAAUCACUACGACGGGUAAUGGAAAUGAGGAAGGAGUAACGAGUCAUGAAGUAGAUAUUGGUAAAGAUGAGAGCUCUUCUGAGUCUGAGUCUGAGUCUGAUACCUCGUCUUCUUCAUCUUCCUCUGCAUCCAGUAGUGAUGAUGAUAACGAAGAUGACGAUGACCUUGAGGAUAAUGAAGGAUGUAAUAUCAAUAGAAAGGAUACAGACAUUGAAGAAGGUGAGAUCUUAGCGUGCGGUGCAGAUGAUAUGGUUGCUUGGAGUGAUGAUGGUGAUGAUGGUGUGGAGGGAAGUGGUCCUAAGGGACCAAUAAGGUCUAAGAAUGAGCUGCAGGAACUCCCUUUUGUUCCGCCGGUCAAUGUGACUAUUCAACCCCAUCACCAGACCCUUCCUGUUGGAAGCAUUUCUUCAAUACUUGGUGCUCAAGUCAUAGUCGAAGGCAUGGAGAAGCACAACCCUCUUAACGAGGGUUCGAUUCUAUGGAUUACCGAAACCCGAACCCCGCUUGGGAUAGUGGACGAAAUAUUUGGGCCCGUGAAGAACCCUUACUAUAUUGUAAGGUACAAUUCAGAAGACGAAGUGCCGGACGGAAUCCAACAAGGAACCCUGGUUUCUUUCGUUCAGGAAUUUGCACAUCACGUCCUCAACGACAAGAAUAUUUACAAAAAGGGAUACGAUGCGUCCGGGGAGAAUGACGAGGAGCUAUCCGACGAGGGAGAGUUUUCGGACGACGAGAAAGAAGCCGAAUACAAGCGGAUGAUGAAAAUGAAAAAGAGGGGUGGCCCUACUGAACAGAGAUUUGGGGGGAACACAACGUUGGACAAGAAGGUAAGAAACCGACCGGCGGUGUAUCAAAAACAAAACCAAACAAUAGCUGGUGGUGGAGGUAAUUUUUGCAAUGGAAACACUAGCGUUCCUCCGGUUGACCAAAGCCAGCCAGCACAAGGUUCUACACUUGCUCAUCAACUGGCACAGUUUCACGGUGGCGGGGCCCCAUCAAGUGGCGGAGGAAUGCCAUGUCAACAGCAGCCACAAAACAGUUGGUCUCCUUCUUUCCCUAUGAUGCAACCGCCGCAGCAGAUGAUGAUGAUGUCAUUCCCGGCUAUGAACAUGCAUUGGGGGGCCCCACAGAACCACCCGCAGCCGAUGUUCAACAUGCCUAUGGGAAACGCACAAGGUAAUCCUGCUGGUCCAUUGUUUCCCGCUAACUUUAUGGUUCCCGGUGCACAGCCGGGUUUCGGGAUAUUCAACCAACAGCAGUCACUUGGGCAAAGCUUACCCAUGGUGAAUCCAGGCCAACAAAUGCUACCUCCCAAUGCACCUCAAAGUGGGUCUCCAUUUGGACAAGUUUUGCCCAUGAUGAAUCUGAGCCAUCAAAUGGUACCUCCAAAUGCACCUCAAAGUGGAACAACCAGUAAUGAUUCUUGGCCGCCGCCUGCUUCCGCCGCGCCGGAGAGUCAUCGGAGUUCUGAUCAGCCAAGGAGCUUUCGCGGCGGCCGGCAAACAAAUCGCAGGGGCGGUGGCCGUUUUAGAGGCGGUAGAGGCAGGCCGCAGAACAACUGACCCCAGAGGUGUUUGUUACCCUACUUGUAUUGUUAUUUGAAUUUUUAAAUUUCAAAAGCCCAUCAAACCACCAAAAACUUGUACUCUAGUUUUAACUUGUAAGCCAAAAAAAAAGCACAUGGGAA